This is a messenger RNA of Cyclocybe aegerita, 1350 nucleotides long. Lineage: Eukaryota; Fungi; Basidiomycota; Agaricomycetes; Agaricales; Hemipholiotaceae. The record is from the annotation of a GenBank genome assembly.
AUGCUUAAGUGUACGUCCACGCGUACACGGCGACCAGUGCGCACGGCGAAUGCGUCACUGAUGCCGACGACGGCGGCGGCGGACUUUCUUAUAUUUAGCCAGUAUGAUACUCUGCUCAGUUGUUGCACUUUCCAUCUUACCACCACCAUGACCGAAAGUUCAUACUCAAUCGGCGUCUCUUCGCUACUGAGCAAGCACCCAAACCCCAUUCCUGAGGGCCAGAAGCCAGAUCACUGGGUAGACAAGGAUGGCCGCUCUUUCGUGAAUCCCUGGAAGAGUUGGGUUCCUCACAAGUUUACAGAGCAGAUGCGGUUUCUCCCUACUACUCUACAAUUCCCCUCUCCUCCGAAGGACAUCGCGCAACGCCUUCCGAUACGCCAACCAACGUGGGGCAACGAAGGGAAGUCUCAAACGGAAGGCGGAAACAAUAAGCUGAAGGCUACCUGGCUGGGGCAUGCAUGUUUCCUCGUCGAGUUUCCCCGACGCAACUUGGCGGAGGACGACAGGGGCGUUCGAGUCCUCUUCGACCCCGUGUUCAGCGAUCGCUGCUCUCCGAGCCAGUGGAUAGGUCCUAAGCGGUUUACUCCACCACCCUGUAAGAUUGAGGAUAUUCCAGAAAUCGACGCAGUGGUCAUUUCACAUAACCACUAUGACCACCUCGACACGCACACCAUCAAGACGCUCCUCAAGCGAUCAAAGCAUGUUCCGCACUUCUUUGCGCCUCUAGGGAACGGCGCGUACUUCAAGUCCAUCGGUGUGCCGGAGUCGAACACGCAUAUCAUGGACUGGUGGGACUCGAAGCGUGUCGAGGUCCGUCGAGGGGGCGUGGACGACAGCACCGCGCGUGUAGUGGAGAUAACGUGCACGCCUGGACAGCACUUCACGGGCCGGACCAUUAUCGACAACUUCAAGUCUCUAUGGGCGGGCUGGGUCGCAGAAGAGGUAUUGCCAGAGGGACCGUCGGAACGGGCCCCGCUCAAAGUGUACUUUGCUGGCGACACGGCGUACCGGACAGUGUUGGACGGACAGGACGAGGACAAUGUACCGGUGUGCCCAGCGUUUGAGAUGGUCGGGAAUACGUUUGGAGGGUUCGACUGCGCGUUCAUUCCCAUUGGAGCGUACCUUCCCCGUAACUUCAUGUCUCGGAUACACUGUGCACCUCAGGACAGCGUGAGGCUGUUCAAGGACGUCAAGGCGAAGAGGGCUCUAGGCAUGCAUUGGGGCACUUGGAUUCUCACGUCAGAGGACGUGCUCGAUCCUCCUAAACGCCUUGCAGAGGAGUGCAAGAAGAUCGGGAUUGACGAGGACGCCUUCACUGUGUGUGACAUUGGCGAGACGGUCUUGUUCUAG